Molecule: messenger RNA, 570 nt
Organism: Pseudozyma hubeiensis SY62
Lineage: Eukaryota; Fungi; Basidiomycota; Ustilaginomycetes; Ustilaginales; Ustilaginaceae
Exons: 1
Coding region: 1-570 (189 amino acids)
Biological process (GO): rRNA processing
Cellular component (GO): Mpp10 complex; small-subunit processome; small ribosomal subunit
Molecular function (GO): structural constituent of ribosome; rRNA binding; snoRNA binding
Source: RefSeq, a predicted model, not a curated record
AUGCUGACGCUUCUCUUACCCUUCUGCCCUCGUCUCACUGAUCGCAACUCUGUACUGCACAGGCAUGAUUUCCUCGACUGGAAACAAGAUGCUGGCAUGCGCGAGAUCAAAGUCAUGCGACGCUACCACAUCCAAGAUCGAGACGACUAUCACAAAUACAACAAACUGGUCGGCAAGCUUCGCCACCUCUCCCUGCGACUCUCCACGCUUCCCGUCGCAGACCCUUUCCGCGGCAAACACGAACAAGGCAUGCUCGCCAAGCUGUACGACAUGGGUCUGCUGGACACAGGUGCCAAGAUGUCCGACAUUAUGAACAAGCUCAACGUCUCGGCGUUCUGCAGGAGGAGGUUGCCGGUGGUGAUGGUGAGGUUGAAGAUGUCGGAGACGGUGGGACAGGCGGUCAAGUACGUCGAGCAGGGACAUGUGAGGGUUGGACCGGAUACGAUCAGUGAUCCAGCGUUUAUGGUAACCAGGAACAUGGAGGACUUUGUGACCUGGGUGGACACGAGCAAGAUCAAGAGGACCAUCGCUAGGUAUAACGAUGAGUUGGACGACUUUGACUUGCUCUGA